UGUAAACAGAAAACCGUUAAAAAAAAAAGAGAUUGAAAAUAUGGAAUCUCAAACUACCUUAUUUUCUAAUAAUCAAAGUCAAGAGUUGUCUCCAGAGUUCUCUUCUUCAACAAGCUCAUGGAGCUCACAAGAAUCAUUCUUGUGGGAAGAGAGUUUCUUACAUCAAUCAUUCGAUCAACCCUACCUCUCAUUUAGCCCUUGUUAUAACUACUCUGAUGAUGACUUCUUCACAUUUGGAGCAUCAUCAAUCAUCAAGGAAGAAGAUGAAGAAGGAGCAACCGUCCAGACGGAAGAGGAGGAGGAGAGGGCAUACAGAGGAGUGAGGAAACGGCCAUGGGGAAAAUACGCAGCCGAGAUUAGAGACUCAAUGAGAAAAGGGAUCAGAGUGUGGCUCGGGACGUUCGAUACUGCCGAAGAGGCGGCUCUCGCUUAUGAUCAGGCAGCUUUCGCUUUGAAAGGCAGCCUCGCCGUACUCAAUUUCCCUGUCCAAGUCGUUAAGGAGUCUCUCCAGAAGAUGGAGAAUGUGAAUUUCAACGAUGGAGAGUCUCCUGUCAUAGUCUUGAAGAGAAAGCACUCCAUGAGAAACCGACCUAGAGGAAAGAAGAAGUCUUCUUCUUCUUCUUCUUCUUCUUCUUCUUCUUCUUCUUCUUCGUUGUCGACGAGUUCUUCUUCUUCCUCAUACUCGUCUUCUUCAUCAUCUUCUUUGUCGUCAAGAAGUAGGAAACAGAGUGUUGUUAUGAAGCAAGAAAGUAGUACAACGCUUGUGGUUUUUGAGGAUUUGGGUGCUGAAUACUUAGAAGAGCUUUUGAGAUCAUGUUCAUGAUCAUAUCUACUUGUACGAUUUCAUGAAAUUUGAGUGUGCUCUGUUUUUUUUCUUAAUUAUAUAGCUUUUUUUUUAACC
This is a messenger RNA of Eutrema salsugineum, 901 nucleotides long. RefSeq names its product ethylene-responsive transcription factor ERF094. Gene Ontology annotation, molecular function: DNA-binding transcription factor activity; DNA binding. The coding region runs from base 41 to 823 and encodes 260 amino acids. The transcript has a single exon. Gene Ontology annotation, biological process: regulation of DNA-templated transcription; ethylene-activated signaling pathway. NCBI's taxonomy places the organism in Eukaryota, Viridiplantae, Streptophyta, Magnoliopsida, Brassicales, Brassicaceae. The record is from RefSeq and is a predicted model, not a curated record.